AUGAAUGAGAUGAAGAACAAGAACACCAAGACAGACAAUCAAGCCUGGAGAAGAAAGCCUCGCAGGUUCGCUCCAAAGUCAAGACUAGGCUGUAAGACUUGCAAGAUAAGACGAGUUAAAUGCGAUCUAUCUCGGCCUUCAUGCUUGAAAUGCCGGUCUACCGGUCGCACCUGCGAUGGCUAUGGUGAAAUGCCCCUCGCAUUCAAGACCGAGAAGACCGAGAUUGAAUCAACUCAUUAUCACACGGAGAUCGCCGAACGAGGAGAUAGCUACGACAGUCACUACCCAUGUACCAAGAUCAGUGCCUACGAGUCAAAUGGCGCCAUUUUGCAGAAUCUGGGAUCCUUUAUGAUCUUACCCAUGACUGGGUCAACCCAGGCAGAGGCAAUGUGCUUUUUCAUUGAUGUUUCGAUCAAGGAUCUGAAUGAAUACCGCCCUUGCGAACGAUGGCGGAACACUCUCAUGUUCUUCUCCCAAACAGUGUCAUCAGUGCGACAUGCUGCCAUUGCUCUGGCUUUAAUUCACCGAAGCCACCUGGAUCCUCAUUCUAACGGUCGGGCGUAUCAAUCGCCGUCCUUGAAAGACCCGCUACCGGAUAGGACUCCUUUGCUUCACUAUAACCGCGCCAUUCAACUUCUGCUGAGCCCGGAAAGUGGUGACAGCGCCGAAAAAACAGCUUUCACGCUUUUGGUCUGCUAUCUCUUUACCUGCUUUGAUCAUCUGGUGGGCGACGACGUACAAGCAAUGAAACACUUGCGCGGAGGUGUGGAGCUCUCAUGUGACGUCGACAACGCUGCAUUGAACAAAUCCUCGAGUGUUAACGCGAUUAUCUGCCAGGUCACAGAACAGAUUCGCCGUCUUGAUAUGCAGGCCGUCAUGUUUCUAGUUGACUGGACUCCAGCCAACAUCCAAGAGAUAUCUAUGUCCCGUCUUUCACUCUUCGACAGUACCUUUUGGUCACUCGACCAAGCUGCUGACCACCUUCAGAUUCUCGUCGCUCAGGUAAUGAGGCUGCGCAACACAGAGCAACAAUUGUCCCCGACGGGUACGAUGCCGCCAUUACCUUCUUCACUCAAGGACAUUGUUCUCGGGCAGUUAGAAACGUGGUCGAGUCUCUUCGAAAACCUCCUUCAACAAGGCCAAGGCAGACCCUCUGGGUCAGACUUUGAAACCGACCCUCUCGUCCCACUCCUGCGCUUACAACACACUAUCGCAUGGAUUCUCCUCAUUGGUUACGGACCCGUUAAAGAAAUGGACUAUGACAACUUCCUUCCCCAAUUCCAGCAAUGCGUCGUAUUGGCGGGCGAGGUAGCGGCGGCACAUCAGCGGUAUUCCGGGGGGUCGUCAAGGUCGACGUUUACGCCCGAGAUCGGAUUCAUCCCCGUUCUUUACAUAAUUGGCGCCAAGUGUCGGCAUUCUGCUGUUCGUCGUCGGGUCGUGGGUAUUUUGCGACGGCAGUCAAUACGAGAGGCGGCUUGGGAUAGCAUAUCUACUGCUAGGCUGGUUGAGCGGAUUAUCGAAAUUGAAGAGGGUGCUGCUGAGGAUGGGCAAACGGUACAGUGCAUGGAGCAAGUUCCCUCAUGGCAGAGAAUCGAGGCAUUGUCGUUUAUACAUAUCCCAAGGGCGCAGUCGGCGACCAGGUUGGAUAUUACGUAUACAUUCUGCGGUCAGGAGGGAAUGCACAAUGAGUCGAUCAUGAUCAAACAGACAGAGUCUUAUCAUGUUGGACAAUUGAUAGCAGACAGCAGGCCGUGA
Molecule: messenger RNA, 1755 nt
Organism: Aspergillus affinis
Lineage: Eukaryota; Fungi; Ascomycota; Eurotiomycetes; Eurotiales; Aspergillaceae
Product: Zn(II)2Cys6 transcription factor domain-containing protein
Exons: 2
Coding region: 1-1755 (584 amino acids)
Biological process (GO): regulation of DNA-templated transcription
Molecular function (GO): DNA-binding transcription factor activity, RNA polymerase II-specific; zinc ion binding
Source: RefSeq, a predicted model, not a curated record